AUGAGCAGUGUCCCACCGGAUAUUGCUCAGAAUAUUUCCGACGAUGUCCCAGAAUGUUCGAGAAACGAGGCAUACGAUUUCAAUCGAUACGCUUUGAUCGUUUACUGUGGAACGCCCAUUGCCAUCGCUGGAGUCAUUUGUAAUUGGAUUCUCUUUGUGAGUCCCUCAUCUAUUGAAUAUCCAGAAUUUGCUAAUUUUCAGAGACUUUUCACCAAAUCCAAAUCUACCAAAUCUCCUGCCUUGUAUCUCCUUUUGCUAGCUGUUCUUGAUCUGCUCAUGGACCUUCUCUACAUCCCAUUCUUCACCGUCGACGCCUUGGCAAUAUACCACAAAUCCGAAUUUUUAUAUCACAUUUGGCAUGACUAUGCCAUGUUUGUAUUCGGAUUGAGUCGUCUCGUGCAAUUUGCGUCCACCUAUAUCAUUCUGUGCGCGACGAUUGAGAGGUUUAUUGUGGUCGCGGAGAUCACCUCGUUGAACUUUUUGAUAUCAUCCACCGGUCGCUUCGUUACCAUUGGAAUCACGUUCCUCAGUGUCGCCAUCCUUCGUCUUCCUGCAUUUUUCGAGUACUACAUAACCUAUCGUCCAGACUGUCCUCUAUACGAAAACUACGACUACACCCCAUUACUUGCCGGCUGGGAGCACUAUCAAAUGUUCAAUUUCUAUGUAAUGACUGUUCUUCACAUUUUUGUUCCUUUUGCUCUUCUUCUAAUGCUCAAUAUCUCAAUUGUUGUGGUUACGCAAAGGAAGCUAACUGGAAUUGGAUGGGCUGUAACAACAUUCAUUGAUAUGCCAAAAGUUAGUGAGAUGAUUAGAAAGGAAUCGAUCAAUUCGAAUAAGAGACGACGAGAUGAGUUACGGUAUGCCACGUGGACAAUGGUGUCUAUUGCGACGACCUAUUUGUGUUGCUCAUCACUAUCUCUUUUUAUUGGAAUUCUUGAGAAUGUUUGGCCGCAGAAUACUCUCUUGUUUCAAGAGGAUGGAUCUAGCACAAAAUUCUAUACACUGGCUUCAGAUGCUGUGAGCAUAUUGGUCGCCGUCAAUUCUCUACUUCGAAUUUUCGUCUAUCUUCUAUGUAGUCCAAAUUUCAGAAAACAACUUGUCAAAGAAUACCCCUGCUUGAAAUGUCUGGCGUGUGGAGCAGAUAGCAAUGAGAAGACUAAAAAUAUCAAGGAGGAGAAAAAACUGUUCAUUGGAUAUCAGAAUUUGAUAAUGGGAGCUAGGGUGGACAUGUUGUAG
This is a messenger RNA of Caenorhabditis briggsae, 1236 nucleotides long. The transcript is spliced from 6 exons. Lineage: Eukaryota; Metazoa; Nematoda; Chromadorea; Rhabditida; Rhabditidae. Gene Ontology annotation, biological process: G protein-coupled receptor signaling pathway. Gene Ontology annotation, molecular function: G protein-coupled receptor activity. The record is from RefSeq and is a predicted model, not a curated record. Gene Ontology annotation, cellular component: membrane. Bases 1 to 1236 code for a protein of 411 amino acids.